ACUUAUACUCUAUAUUAUUAUAGUAAAAUAAAAUGUUAUUCUAUCUUUAUUAUUACUAAUUUUCCUUAUUAGAUUUAUUAAAUAACUUCAGCCUUUUCCUAUAAAUAGAUAGGAGUUGCAUACUCAAAGCAGCAACAAAUACAACAAUGGCAUCACUAACCCUUCUUGAGAUCUUCAUAGCAAUCACUAGCUAUGUUAUUCUUCGUUGCUUUUUCAACAAAAAUGGGCAACCAAUUAACUGGCCGGUCUUCGGUAUGCUGCCAGACACUCUCUACCAUCUUCACCGAAUUCACCAGCGGACCACAGAAGUUCUAGAAAGAGCUGGUUCCACCUUGUACUACAAAGGCCCUUGGUUUUCUAAUGUCAAGAUAUUAGCAACAGUAGAUCCAACCAAUAUCCACUAUAUAAUGAGCUCAAAUUUCUCAAAUUUCCCUAAAGGACCUGAAUUCUCCAAGAUUUUUGACAUUCUUGGAGAUGGAAUUUUCAAUUCCGAUUCAAAUUCUUGGAAAAACCAGAGAAAACUAGCUCACACGUUGAUUAAUCGUGGGUGUUUUCAUAAGUUCUUGAUCAAUACUUGUCAAGAUAUGGUGGAGAAAGGCCUCCUUCCAGUUCUUGAACAUGUAAGUGAUCAAGAUUUAGAAGUGGACUUACAAGAUUUGUUUCAAAGGUUCACAUUUGAUAUUACAUGUGCAUUAGUAACAGGUUAUAAUCCAAGAUGUCUAUCUAUUGAACUUCCACUAGUAGAAUUUUCAAAGGCAAUGGAUGAUGCUGAGGAGGCUCUGUUUUAUAGACAUUUAACACCAGAAUUUGUUUGGAAGUUGCAAAGGUGGCUAGGGAUUGGACAAGAAAAGAAAAUGGCAAAAGCAAGGAAAGUUCUUGAUGAUACAUCAAGAAAUUAUAUAUCAAGAAAAAGAGAACAGCUAGUCAAGAAUAAUAAUAUUCAAGAAAAUGGAGAGGGGGUUGAUUUGUUAACAUCAUAUAUGAAUGAAGGAGAUAAAAUCUUGGGAACUAUACCAGAUGAAAAGUUUUUAAGAGACACCAUUAUAAAUCUGUUGCUUGCAGGUAGAGAUACAACUAGUUCCGGUCUUUCUUGGUUCUUUUGGCUUAUUUCCAAGAAUCCACGAGCAGAGAGCAAAAUAAGACAAGAGAUUCAGGAAAUUACUCUACAAGGCAAAAAAGCAAACACUUGGUGUGCAUUAAAUGUACAAGAGGUAAAUAGUCUUGUUUAUUUACAUGCAGCUUUGUGCGAGUCAUUAAGGCUAUACCCACCAGUUCCAUUUCAACAUAAAUCCCCAUUGCAAAAUGAUGUGCUUCCAAGUGGGCACGAAGUGAGUCCAGAAAUGAAGAUAGUGUUUUGCUUGUAUUCAAUGGGAAGGAUGGCUUCUAUAUGGGGUGAAGAUUGCUUAGAGUUUAAGCCAGAGAGGUGGAUUAGUGGAGGAGGAAAAAUCAAGCAUGAGCCAUCUUACAAAUUCUUGGCUUUUAAUGCAGGUCCAAGAACUUGUUUGGGUAAAGAAGUGGCCUUUACUCAAAUGAAGAUAGUUGCAGCUUCCAUAUUACAUAAUUACAAUGUCAAGGUAGUAGAAGACCAUCCUGUAACUCCUAGUGCUUCUAUUAUUCUCCACAUGAAACAUGGCUUAAAGGUCAACGUCAGCAGGAGAUGGGUUUGAAUUAUUUAUAUCUACUUUAUGCUUUU
This is a messenger RNA of Jatropha curcas, 1693 nucleotides long. RefSeq names its product alkane hydroxylase MAH1. The record is from RefSeq and is a predicted model, not a curated record. NCBI's taxonomy places the organism in Eukaryota, Viridiplantae, Streptophyta, Magnoliopsida, Malpighiales, Euphorbiaceae. Gene Ontology annotation, molecular function: heme binding; iron ion binding; oxidoreductase activity, acting on paired donors, with incorporation or reduction of molecular oxygen.